Messenger RNA from Glycine soja, 5038 nucleotides. Its product is annotated as formin-like protein 20. NCBI's taxonomy places the organism in Eukaryota, Viridiplantae, Streptophyta, Magnoliopsida, Fabales, Fabaceae. The record is from RefSeq and is a predicted model, not a curated record. The transcript has 17 exons. Bases 552 to 4232 code for a protein of 1226 amino acids.
UGUUCUUUAUUAUUUUCGAAAUUUGAGCUCUUGUUGGGAAUUGAAGCAUUGUUUUCGUGACUAGUGGUUGAGUUUUGACCCGAGUUUACUGAAAUUUUUAUUAAGUGGUUUUUAUGGUAAUACAAUGACAAAGUGGACUUGAUUUCUUUCUUUUUUGUGGGGUUCUCUGUUGCAUUAGGUUUGGUUUAUUCCUUGUUGGUUUGUGUUUUUUAGGGUAAGGGGGUGUUUGAGGGGUUAUUCUAUCUAAGUGUAACAAAAUGUGGAAUGGGAGGAUUGGAUUUGAAAUAACUGGAGUAAAAUAGCAGUCACUGUAGUAAUUUUAUCAACCGAGGAUUGCUGGAUGGAAAUGGAAACCCCAAGAAGGUUGGUUUUGUGGGGGAAGAUGUGUUUUGAGUGAGGGGGUUGUACUUUUCCUCAAGGUUUUGAAUUGUGGUUGCGGUCACGUUUUUGAUUGCUGCUUCUCCAAGAAUGUGUUGGAGGAAGAGGAGUACAAGGCUUAUAUUGGGGGCAUUGUGGCUCAACUACAGGAUCACUAUCCGGAUGCUUCUUUCAUGGUGCUCAAUUUCAGACAAGGAGAUAAGCGCAGUCGAAUUUCAGACAUUAUGUCUCAGUAUGAGAUGACAGUUAUGGAGUACCCUCAGAAAUACGAGAGUUGUCCACUUCUUCCUUUAGAGAUGAUUCACCAUUUCCUUCGGUCAAGCGAGAGCUGGCUGUCUCUGGAGGGGCAACAAAAUGUGCUUUUGAUGCACUGUGAAAGGGGUGGUUGGCCUGUGCUCGCAUUUAUGCUAGCUGGUCUUCUAUUGUACAGGAAACAGUACAGUGGGGAGCACAAGACUCUUGAAAUGGUGUACAAGCAAGCACCUAGAGAACUUCUCCACCUUUUAUCUCCUUUAAAUUCGCAACCUUCUCAUUUGAGAUAUCUUCAGUACAUUUCCAGGAGGCAUUUGGGUUCUAUGUGGCCUCCUCCAGAUACACCCUUAUAUUUGGAUUGCCUCAUUCUUAGAGUCCUUCCAUUGUUUGAUGGUGGAAAAGGUUGCAGGCCAGUUGUGCGUGUCUAUGGUCCAGACCCUUCAAAACCUGCCAACAGAGGUUCUAAGCUUCUUUUCUCGACCUCAAGGACCCAAAAUCUUGUUCGCCACUACCAGCAGGAAGAAUGUAUGCUUGUGAAAAUUGACAUCCAUUGUCGUGUUCAAGGAGAUGUGGUUCUUGAGUGCAUACAUUUAAGUGAAGAUCUUGUUCGUGAGGAGAUGAUGUUUAGAGUCAUGUUUCAUACUGCAUUUGUACGGUCAAAUAUAUUGAUGCUGAGCCGUGAUGAAAUUGAUAUUCUGUGGGAUGCAAAGGAUCAGUUCCCUAAGGACUUCAGAUUUGAGGUGCUUUUUUUGGAUGCUGAUGCUGUUAUACCUAAUCUAACCACAUUCAAUGCGAGUGAAUAUGCAAAUGACACUGAAUGUGCUUCACCUGAGGCUGAGGAAUUCUAUGAAGCGGAAGAGAUCUUCAGCAAUAUAAUUGAUGCUCAAGAAGGUAAGGGGGAUUACGAUUCUCCAAUGGUUCUUGAUGAUGGAAGUCAUAAAGAGCUCUGGAAAGAGUAUUCAGAUCCUCAUACUUUUCAGGAUUUCAUGUUAGAUGAUGGGAUUCACCAACAGGUUGAUGAUGUGAAGUACAAGCUUGACGAGAGGGUGGUUUCAGAUACUCAUGCUUUGAAAGAUAUUGGCGUGGAUUAUGGAGUCACUUUUAUGACAAAGGAAGUCAGUGUGGAUGCGCAUGAUGAGUUGUCAGGUAUGCAGAACAAGUGUGAUGAAGAUAACAAUGAAAAGAAACAACUUCCUUCAAGCUCAAAGCCAGUGGGAGAUACAGUUGUACCAAAGCAAAAAACUAAAGAACAAGAACCACAUGGUUUUCAGGCAAAACAAGCAAAACCCAAUGCAACAACUAGGUGGAUUCCUUCUAAUAAGGGUUCUUAUCAAGAUUCAAUGCACGUCUCAUAUCCACCAUCAAGAAAUAAUAAUUCACCAGCUAACCUUUCAAAUGUUACCUCAGCAAAGGAGAAGAUUACUGAUGCCAAAGGAAAAUCUAUUUCUGGUUCUUAUGUCUCUGAAGUAAUUGUUUCUAUGGACAUGAGAAAUGACCUGAAAAGCUGUAUAGGGGAUAAUUCAAAAUCUUCAGACAGCAUAGCUGAAAUAGACUCAAACUCUCCACUACCAUCAUUACUGUCAGUCAAAGAGACAUCUCUUCAAUCAGCUACUCAAACACCACAACAGAGCUACAAUCAAAUGUUACAACUUCAUCCUCCACCUCCUCCUCCACCUCCAUUUUUUGGGCAGAAUAGAGGGAGCUUCAUAACUCCUACCCAAUGGACAUCUGUUUAUUCAUCCAUUGCCAUUGUUGGACAAAAUAAUGGUGCUUUAGCUCCUCCUCCCUCAGCUCCUUCCAUUGCAAGUGGUGCAAUUACAUCAAAAGUUUCUGAAUUAAUUGAUGCAGUUUCCGUUCCCCAUCCUCCACCAUCACUACCACCACCACCACCUCCUCCUCCUCCUAUGUUGUCUACAAUUGGAGCUCCACUGCCUCCUUCCUCAUUACCUCCAACAUCAUUUAAAGCUCCACCGCCACAUCCACCUUCACCUCCUUUAAGUAAAUCUACACCACUGCCUUCUCCUCCUUUAAGUACUGCUCCACCACCACCACCUCUUCCUGCAUCAAGUGGAGCCCCACCUCCACCGCCACCUCCUUCAUUGUCUAGAGCCCCACCUCCCCCGCCUCCACCAACUCAUAGACCACCACCUUCAAUGCAUGGAGGCACACCUCCUCCACCACCUCCAAGUGGUCGAGGCCCACCUCCUACUGGAUAUCGGGCCCCUGCCGCUCCUGCUCCUUUUGGACCUCUAGGUGGGGCUCCUUCUCCGUCGCCACUUGGAACUGAUCCAAGAGGGAGAGGGCGUGGACUUACACGUCCUACGGGAGCUGGUGCUAUGGCAGCUCGGCGGUCCUCCUUAAAGCCUCUGCAUUGGAGUAAGGUAACAAGGGCAUUGCAAGGAAGUUUAUGGGAUGAAUUACAAAGACGUGGAGACCCUCAAAUAACACAAGAGUUUGACGUUUCAGAGAUAGAAAAGCUUUUUUCUGCAAAUGUUCCAAAACCUGCUGAUUCAGAUGGUAAAUCUGGUGGGCGACGUAAAUCUGUUGGAUCCAAAACUGACAAAAUCCACUUGAUUGACCUAAGGAGGGCCAAUAAUACUGAAAUUAUGCUCACAAAGGUUAAGAUGCCACUUCCUGAUAUUAUGGCUGCAGUACUGGCUAUGGAUGAUUCAGUGUUAGAUGUUGAUCAGGUGGAAAAUCUCAUUAAAUUUUGUCCUACCAAAGAGGAAAUAGAGCUUUUAAAGGGAUACACCGGUGAUAAGGAGAAUUUGGGGAAGUGUGAAAAGUAUUUUUUGGAGGUGAUGAAAGUGCCAAGAGUGGAGUCAAAAUUCAGAGUUUUCUCUUUCAAGAUUCAGUUUAGGACUCAGAUUACAGAGUUUAAGAAGAGCUUAAACACAGUGAACUCUGCCUGUGAAGAGGUCCGAAACUCAUUCAAACUGAAGGAGAUUAUGAAGAAAAUUCUUUAUUUGGGUAAUACAUUGAAUCAAGGAACAGCAAGGGGAUCUGCUGUUGGAUUCAAGUUAGAUAGUCUUCUAAAACUAACUGAAACUCGUGCUUCAAACAGUAAAAUGACACUCAUGCAUUUUCUUUGCAAGGUCUUAGCUGAAAGGUUUCCCGGACUCCUUGAUUUUCACCAUGACCUUGUUAGCCUGGAAGCAGCCACUAAGAUACAAUUGAAAUCAUUAGCAGAAGAAAUGCAGGCAAUCAUCAGGGGAUUAGAAAAGGUUAAACAGGAGCUUGCUGCAUCUAAAAAUGAUGGCCCUGUGUCUGACAUUUUUCGUAAGACAUUGAAGGAAUUCAUUGCUGUUGCAGAGUCGGAGGUGGUAUCUGUAACAAACUUAUAUUCUGUGGUGGGUAGAAAUGCAGAUGCACUUGCCCUAUAUUUUGGUGAGGAUCCUGCCCGUUGUCCUUUUGAGCAAGUUACUGUAACCCUCUUAAAUUUUACAAGGUUGUUUCUGAAAGCACAUGAAGAGAAUUCCAAACAAGCAGAGUUAGAGAAAAAGAAAGCGGAGAAAGAGGCUGAAAUGGAGAAGGCUAAAGGCAUUAACUUGAUAAGGAAGAGUGGAAAAUAUGAAGGAGAAGAAAGCGGAGAAAGAGGUUGAAGAAAAAGGCUAGGGCAUUCACUUGAUGAGGAAGAGCAAAGAUAGUUGAAAACUGGGUUGUCUGCUCCUUUGCACCAACAUCAUUCUCUUUCCAAUGAGAGGAGAUCUACCUGUGAUAAGGGGAUUGCUUCCAACAUCGAGUUAAGUAGUCCCUUUAUGAGAUCUUGGUGUGACAAUUAGCCUUUCAAGUUGAUCUAAUGAAGUGAAAUGGCAAAUUCUUUCCACCUGGAGAUCUUUGAACAUACAAAAAGGCCUAUGAGUUGAUUCGUUGAUGGCAUGAUGAAUCAUAUUUUUGUUGAUCAUUCACAGAAGAAUACUCUGGAAAGGCCAAAUUUAGACACAGCAUGGAUACUUCUCAUGAUGAUCACUUGAGAAUCAUCUGCAUCCAGUGAAUGCUAUGAUAAUGGAUCUGGUUCUUCAAUUUAAUAAGAAAUGUUGAAAUAGACCAUGCUUCUAUUGCAGUAGAGCUGACUUUGGUUUUCUUCAUUCAAUUGGCAUAUUUGUCCUGCACCAAAGCCAAUGCUGUACCAUGAAACCUUGUACAAAAUUCGAACCCUCUUUUAGGAUUUAAUUCUGUCUCAUGUAAAAUAGAAAUUAGUUUGUCUUUUUUCCUUAUAAUAGUAAUUUUAGUGGGACACCCCCAAGAGCAUGUUGUAUAGCUGUCAGGUUAUGAAAAGAAAUAGAAAUCAAAUCAGGUCUCUGUACUGUAACACAAGUGAGGAGAAGGCUUAAAUAGAAAUGCUAGUUUCAGUUAUCUUGUGAAAUGCAAUACACAUUAGUGAAAAGCUUCUUGAGUUCUUGUUGCA